Messenger RNA from Theobroma cacao (cacao), 1374 nucleotides. RefSeq names its product aluminum-activated malate transporter 2-like. Gene Ontology annotation, biological process: malate transport. The record is from RefSeq and is a predicted model, not a curated record. NCBI's taxonomy places the organism in Eukaryota, Viridiplantae, Streptophyta, Magnoliopsida, Malvales, Malvaceae.
AUGGAUGCCACAUCCCCAGCUCCACAGGAGACUGCUAGUUCCGGAGGCUUAAGUCGUGGGUGCCAGUGGCUCAAGGCCUUGCGUAACAAGUUCAAUGCCAGGGUAACGGAGAUUGCUAGGAAGACAAAGCAAAUAGGACAACAAGAUCCAAGAAGGGUCUAUCAUUCCCUGAAAAUGGGACUAGCUCUCACUUUGGUUUCAGUGUUCUAUUACUUUCAGCCAGUCUAUGAUGGUUUUGGAGACAAUGCAAUGUGGGCUGUACUAACUGUUGUUGUUGUGUUUGAAUUCUCUGUAGGAGCCACACUAGGAAAAGGUUUAAACAGGAUGUUGGCGACUUUAACAGCAGGUGCCCUGGCCCUUGGAGCUCAUCGCAUAGCAACUCUUUCUGGGAGGACGGAAGAACCGAUCUUAAUUUCAACCUUUGUCUUCAUAACGGGCUCAAUUGUAACAUUCAUGAAAUUCAUUCCAAAAUUGAAGGCAAGGUUCGACUACGGGAUGACAAUAUUCAUCUUGACAUUCUGCUUAGUAUCUGUUUCGGGUUACAGAGAUGAUCAAGUACUGGAAAUGGCCCAUGAAAGGGUAACGACAAUUAUUAUUGGGAGCUGUAUUUCCAUCUUUGUUUGUGUUUGCAUUUACCCGGUUUGGAUUGGGGAGGAUCUCCACAAAUUGGUGGCUAACAACAUGGAAAAGCUUGGAAAUUAUUUGGAAGGUUUUGGCGAUGAAUAUUUUAAGGUAUCGGAGGAGGAGACGCAGACCAAUGAUAGUGAACCAUUUCUCCAAGCAUAUAAAAGUGUUCUGACUUCUAAAAGUAGUGAAGAAACAAUGGCUAAUUUAGCAAGAUGGGAACCGGGUCAUGGCCGAUUUAGGUUCCAUCAUCCAUGGAAAAAUUACCUCAAAAUCGGAAAUCUAACUCGGGAAUGCGCCUACAAAGUUCAAGCUCUUAACAGCUACCUCAACUCUGAGAUCCAGACUCCAAUAGAAAUCCGAAGCAAAAUUCAAGAGUCAAGUACAAAGAUUAGCCUCGAAUCUAGUAAAGCUUUAAAGGAAUUAGCAUCCACAAUUAGAAAAAUGACUCGAACAAGAUCAGCUGAUCCGCACAUUGCAAACUCAAAGACAGCUGCUGAAGAGCUCAAAACCUUACUCAAAACAACCUUUUGGGAAGAAGAAGAACUACUACAGAUACUACCAGCGGUUUCAGUUGCUUCCCUUCUGCUAGAGAUUGUUGAAUGCGCCGAGAAAAUUGCAGAAGCUGUCUAUGAAUUAGCCAAAGAGGCAUCCUUCAAGCGCACAGAUGCUACAUUCCACCGCGGAGUAGUCCAGCCUGCUCCUAAUAAUAUUGAUGCAUCAAAUCACACUAUUACUAUUGCUGAAUAA